UCUUCAUCUCGCGCUCUUUCUCAAAACCCUAACCAGCCCCAGCCCCAUCCCCAUCCCCAUCCCCAGCCCUAGCUCUGCAAUUUCUCUAAAAAAAUGUUGGAACUUCGUCUUGUUCAGGGUUCGCUCCUCAAGAAGGUUUUGGAAUCGAUCAAGGACUUGGUGAACGAUGCCAACUUCGACUGUUCGGCCACUGGAUUCUCGCUUCAGGCCAUGGAUUCGAGCCAUGUCGCCCUUGUGGCUCUUCUUCUUCGAGCGGAGGGCUUCGAGCAUUAUCGCUGUGAUAGAAACAUUUCCAUGGGAAUGAACUUGAACAACAUGUCGAAAAUGCUCAAGUGCGCUGGCAACGAUGAUAUCAUUACAAUCAAGGCCGAUGACGGCAGCGAUACUGUCACUUUCAUGUUUGAAAGCCCUACCCAAGAUAAGAUUUCCGAUUUUGAGAUGAAAUUGAUGGACAUCGACAGUGAGCAUCUUGGAAUUCCUGAUGCAGAGUAUCAUGCUAUUGUUAGGAUGCCUUCUGUUGAGUUUGCUAGAAUAUGCAAAGAUCUCAGCAGCAUUGGUGAUACUGUUGUAAUUUCUGUGACAAAGGAAGGUGUCAAGUUCUCAACAAGAGGUGAUAUUGGAUCUGCCAAUAUUGUUUGCAGGCAGAAUACUACCGUAGACAAGCCUGAAGAAGCAACAGUGAUAGAGAUGAAUGAGCCAGUUUCUUUGACAUUUGCUCUAAGGUAUAUGAAUUCGUUUACUAAGGCAACGCCCCUUUCUAACACGGUUACAAUCAGCUUGUCUUCUGACCUACCCGUUGUUGUUGAGUACAAAAUAGCAGAGAUGGGAUAUGUAAGGUUUUACUUGGCUCCCAAAAUAGAAGAAGAUGAGGACGAGACAAAGCCUCAGGCCUAAAUAUUACGUUACCGUUUGUUCUAUAGAUCUGUUUUAGGAUGUUUCCUAACCUUUCUUUCUUCCCCCC
Benincasa hispida (wax gourd) is the source of this 961-nucleotide messenger RNA. RefSeq names its product DNA sliding clamp PCNA. Gene Ontology annotation, molecular function: DNA polymerase processivity factor activity; DNA binding. Gene Ontology annotation, biological process: regulation of DNA replication; translesion synthesis; leading strand elongation. Gene Ontology annotation, cellular component: PCNA complex. The record is from RefSeq and is a predicted model, not a curated record. Lineage: Eukaryota; Viridiplantae; Streptophyta; Magnoliopsida; Cucurbitales; Cucurbitaceae.